GCGCCACGCAGCGCUCGCAGCUCUCGUUGCUCGCUCCGUCGGGGAACUCUGUAACUUUCGCUGUGUCUGCCCUUGGCCCUCCCCGUCGCUCGCUCGCUCGCGGUUGCAGCGUCUGCCGCCCAUGCAGUCGUCGUCGUCGUCGUGCUCGGAACUAUUAGUUUCUCCUGCUCUCCACGCGCAGCAUUUGCUUCCUUCGGCUUCUUGUCUGCGAGGGAUCGUCGGCGGUCCAAAGAAUCGGUUGCGCAGGCGAGCGAGCCCAAUCUUUGACUGUUCGGAGAAAUCCGGAGAAAGAAGUCGACGAGGCGCGGUGAGAAGAGGUGGCAGUAAUCAUCAGGGUUGAAUUUGUUGUGCAAUCGUCAAAGUGGCUAAAGAGGUAGUAGACAUGGUCGCUCAGGGUGAAUCAUCAGACCCGAAAGCAGCGAAGAAAGAUUUCUCCACUGCUAUUUUAGAGCGGAAGAAGGCUCUUAAUCGCCUCAUAGUCGAUGAGGCUGUCAACGAUGACAAUUCUGUAGUGUCCCUCAACAUGGAGACCAUGGAGAAACUCCAGUUCUUUCGAGGUGAUACAAUACUUAUCAAGGGCAAAAAGAGGAAAGACACUGUGUGCAUAGUUCUGGCAGAUGAAACAUGUGAUCAGCCCAAGAUUCGCAUGAACAAAGUUGUACGAGCCAAUCUUCGCGUCAGGCUUGGAGAUGUAGUGUCAGUACAUCAAUGUGCAGAUGUUAAGUAUGGAAAACGCAUCCAUGUACUACCUAUGGAUGAUUCAGUUGAGGGAGUCACGGGUAACAUCUUCGAUGCUUAUUUGAAACCUUAUUUCUCUGAGGCUUAUAGACCAGUUCGGAAGAACGAUCUCUUUCUUGUGCGAGGAGGUAUGAGGAGUAUUGAAUUUAAGGUGGUGGAGACUGAUCCCACGGAGUACUGCAUAGUGGCACCUGAUACAGAAAUUUUCUGUGAAGGAGAGCCCAUCAGACGAGAGGAUGAGGAAAGGUUGAAUGAGGUAGGCUACGAUGAUGUAGGUGGAGUCAGAAGGCAGAUGGCCCAGAUUCGUGAACUCGUUGAGCUUCCCCUCAGGCAUCCUCAGCUCUUUAAAUCGAUUGGUGUUAAACCACCAAAGGGUAUCUUGCUUUAUGGGCCUCCAGGAUCUGGAAAGACUCUGAUUGCAAGAGCUGUCGCAAAUGAAACAGGAGCAUUUUUUUUUCUGAUCAACGGCCCUGAGAUUAUGUCCAAGCUGGCCGGUGAAAGUGAGAGUAAUCUUAGAAAAGCGUUUGAAGAGGCUGAGAAGAAUGCCCCUUCAAUCAUUUUUAUCGAUGAGAUUGACUCCAUCGCACCCAAAAGAGAGAAAACACAAGGAGAGGUAGAGAGGCGUAUUGUGUCUCAGUUACUCACAUUGAUGGACGGUUUGAAGUCUAGGGCGCAUGUGAUCGUUAUGGGCGCUACUAACCGACCGAAUAGCAUUGAUCCAGCCUUGCGGCGAUUCGGGCGGUUUGACCGGGAAAUUGAUAUCGGAGUUCCAGAUGAGGUUGGCAGACUUGAGGUUAUUAGUAUCCACACCAAAAAUAUGAAACUCGCAGAAGAUGUGAAUCUAGAGAAAAUCGCGCACGAAACACAUGGUUUUGUUGGUGCAGAUCUCGCCGCGUUGUGCACAGAAGCUGCUCUGCAGUGUAUUCGGGAGAAGAUGGAUGUUAUUGAUCUCGAGGAUGACACCAUCGAUGCAGAAGUCCUCAAUUCCAUGGCCGUCACCAACGAGCAUUUCCAGUCGGCCCUGGGAACCAGCAAUCCCUCUGCUCUUCGCGAAACUGUGGUCGAGGUUCCAAAUGUUUCUUGGGAUGAUAUAGGUGGCUUGGAGAGCGUGAAAAGAGAGUUACAAGAGACUGUGCAAUAUCCUGUAGAGCAUCCGGAGAAGUUUGAGAAGUUUGGUAUGUCUCCUUCGAAAGGUGUCCUCUUCUACGGACCUCCAGGAUGUGGAAAAACUUUGCUGGCGAAAGCCAUUGCAAACGAAUGUCAAGCUAACUUUAUCAGUGUGAAAGGGCCCGAGCUUCUAACCAUGUGGUUCGGUGAAAGUGAGGCCAACGUGCGUGAUGUUUUUGACAAGGCUCGGCAAUCUGCACCCUGCGUCCUCUUUUUUGACGAGCUGGAUUCUAUUGCAACUCAGCGCGGUAGUAGCCAGGGAGAUGCGGGUGGUGCUGCAGACAGGGUAUUGAAUCAGCUUUUGACAGAAAUGGAUGGCAUGAAUGCCAAGAAGACUGUUUUUAUUAUAGGUGCAACCAACAGACCUGAUAUAAUUGAUUCAGCGCUUCUGCGUCCUGGUCGACUGGACCAGUUGAUUUACAUUCCUUUACCCGAUGAUGGUUCGAGGCUCAGAAUCUUCCAGGCUGCUCUUCGAAAAUCACCUGUUGCGAAGGAAGUUGAUCUUGAAGCACUUGGAAAGCACACGCAGGGAUUCAGUGGAGCAGACAUUACUGAGAUCUGCCAGCGUGCCUGCAAAUAUGCAAUUCGUGAGAAUAUUGAGAAGGAUAUCGAAAGGGAAAAGAGACGUGCAGAAAAUCCAGACCUUAUGGAGGAAGACGUAGUAGACGAGGUAGCGGAAAUCACAGCAGCGCAUUUUGAGGAGGCGAUGAAAUUUGCUCGAAGGAGUGUGAGUGAUGCCGAUAUCAGGAAGUAUCAAGCGUUUGCUCAAACUCUACAACAAGCUCGAGGUUUUGGUUCGGAGUUCCGGUUUCCCGAUAGACCAGCACAAAACCCCGGAGCCGGAGCUUCUGCAGCUGAUACUGCUGUUUUUGCAGGUGGGGAUGAGGAUGACUUGUACAACUGAUUAGUUUCCAUAGCCUAGGGGGAGUUGCCUGCCUGGUCGUUGAGCGGGGGCCAAGUUGCACUGCAGGCUGUACUCACUUUAAUAGUUCGUAAAAAAUGAUCAUUAUGACAUAGUAGUGACAUUCAAGUCAAGUGCCAAGGAUGAGAUACUUAGUGUAGAUCAGGUGACGUCGUGAACAUCUUGACUGGAAACACCGCGCCAAGUAGAAAGAGCUUCGUUUGAACCAAGCUCUCUCUUAAUGGAGAAGGUACGAUUUCAGAAUGUUACGCAAGAGUUCUCACCUUUUGAAACAGGAGACAAUGUUUCCAGCUGGGCAGUGCAACUUGGCCUCGUGGCUUAUCCCGUAGGUUGUAAAUCUCGUUUAUCAAGUUUCCCUUUAAGCAAUAUGGGGAUAACUUUGCAAAAGUAGGCCCGUCCGUUUUUCCGCUGUAAUAAAUUUUGUUGGAGAUGAAGCUUCUCUAACAUGAAGCCAAGCCUUGUUUGAAACUGAAUACCUGCAUCAUAUAAGCAAGCAGUAUGGCGAAGCAAUUAGCUGGCAUUCUUACAGUCCAGCGGCAUAAAGAGUUGAUAACUCCGGAAAGGUCGUCGCAAUAUUUCUUUGCGCGUGUGAGGAGAUACUAACGUCCAAGAGAUGAGUGAAGAUGUGGAUACGUGAGUGGCUUCAAAUGUCCUAGGUGAGUUGGGGAUAAGUGUUCAACCAAAGUUACGGAAGUAUUUCCAAUUUGCUAUUUUCAGUAUGAUCUUAAAACAUCUGAACUUGAGCUUCAUUUAGGGAGUUGAUGUUAUGGACAUUAUACUCAAUCUCAAGAG
Marchantia polymorpha subsp. ruderalis is the source of this 3619-nucleotide messenger RNA. The record is from the annotation of a GenBank genome assembly. Lineage: Eukaryota; Viridiplantae; Streptophyta; Marchantiopsida; Marchantiales; Marchantiaceae.